AUGCUCGUGGGACAGACAGCAGGGACCUUACUCGAGACACUGCGCAGCGGCUUAAGUAAUAGCUCUUACAAUGCGCCUGACAAGGCUUCUCUGCGGAAGGCGGCACAUUCGCUAGCGGAGCUUUGUAAGCAGGAUGAGUAUAUCGAUGAAGUGGUGUUCGAGGGCGCCAUUGAAGUCGUCGUGCCGUUGCUAAACGCUGGCGCUGGCGGUGUGCGAGACCAACAGCUGGACGAAGGCCUCGGUGCUACCGGCCCAAGCAUGCAGGAGGAACUUGACAAGGAGCUUUGUUUCAUCCUCGGCCUGCUUGCGGUGAAGCCCGAGUACCAAACGCGCAUCGCUCAGUCCGGAGCGCUUACUGGUCUUGUGCGUCUUCUAAAAGAGCACAAGCUGACUUCCAUUACAAAACCUCAGCCGGGCAGUGGUGGCGUGGCGCGCCGUGCUGCGGACGCAAUUACAAACCUGGCACACGAGAAUGUGGAAAUUAAGAACAUGGUUCGUGAGCAGGAUGGUAUUCCUCCCCUCGUGGGGCUGCUGGAAGCUAUGGACGUGAAGGUCCAGCGAGCAGCCUGCGGAGCCUUGCGCACGCUGGCGUUCAAGAAUGAGCAGAACAAGAACGUCAUUGUCGAGCAAGGUGCCCUGCCCACCCUUAUCCAGCUUUUGAGGUCGGAGGACAGCGGCGUUCACUACGAAGCUGUGGGGGUCAUCGGAAAUCUGGUGCACUCCUCUCAGCACGUCAAACUACGGGUGCUGGAGGAGGGCGCUUUGCAGCCGGUGAUCAAUCUACUGAACUCAGACUGCCCGGAUAGCCAGCGUGAGUCGGCACUGCUGUUGGGACAGUUCGCCACAGCUGAUCCAGAUACUAAGGCGAAGAUUGUUCAGCGUGGCGCGGUGCCGGCGCUGGUUCGUAUGCUGAGCAUGCCGGACGUGAGCCUCAGGGAGAUGGCGGCUUUCGCCCUCGGGCGCUUGGCUCAGAACGUUGACAAUCAGGCUGGCAUUGUGCAGCUCGGCGGGCUGCCGCCAUUGCUGGAACUGCUGGAGUCGAAGCACUACAACUUACAGCACAACGCAGCCUUUGCGCUGUAUGGUCUGGCGGAGAAUGAGGACAACAUCCCCGACCUCAUUCGCGAAGGUGCCCUGCAGAGGCUAGAGGACUGCAAGGAGAAGCUGCAAGCCUCCAAGGAUUGCGUUCAGAAGACCAUCAACCGUUUGGAGCAGAAGCUGCGCCCUGACAACACUGCUGCACCCAACCUGGCGGCCGCCAAACGGGCACUGCAGUCCAUGGUGUUCCUGCUGCGAUCAAACACAAAGACGGUGCAGCAGCGAGCAGCCAUGAGCUUAGCACGACUGGCGCCGGAUGAGCAGCUCAAGGCCAUUUUCAUUGAUAAGCGGGGCAUUGAUGUGCUGCUGGACAUGCUAAUGGACCCCAAUGUGUCGCACCGCUCACACCGGGAGGCGGCCGCGGCGCUCCUGCAGCUGACGAAGAAGCUGGAUGCGCAUUUGCCUGUAGUGGACCAGCUCCCGCAGCAGCCGGGUCGCGCCGAACGGUCCGUGUACCUGGGCUCCGAAUACGUGAACAACCCUACUCUGGCGGACAUCACCUUCAAUGUGGAAGGUCGCAAAUUCUACGCGCACCGCAUUGCAUUGCUGGCCUCAUCGGAGGCCUUCCGGGCCAUGUUCAGCGGGGGUUACAGGGAGAAGGACGCGGACAGCGUGGACAUCCCCAAUAUUUCUUGGCACGUGUUUGAGGCGAUGAUGCGAUUCGUGUAUACGGGGCAGCUCGACGUGACUCCGGACAUCGCUUUUGAGCUGUUGCAGGCCUCAGAUCAGUAUUUGCUGGAGGGCCUGAAGCGGCUGUGUGAGAACUCUAUCGCGCAGUCCCUCACGGUGGAGAGCGUCAUGUCUACGUUCGAGUACAGUGAACAGUUUUCGGCGCCGCAGCUGGGUCGCCGCUGCCUCCUGUUCAUCCUGGAGAUGUAUGAUGAUGUAUCCAAGGUGUACGACAACACCAAGGACCGGGCCUUCUACUUUGAUUGUUUGCGCCGCAUGGUGCCAUGCCUCAAGGACUCGCUUUAUUGCGGCGCGGGCCCAAUAUGGGACAACUCCGCUCUUGGGCAGGCGGCCGGGGCUAGCAGCGGCGGCGGUGCGAUGCAAACUGGCACACAGGUGCAGGUAGGCAGAGGGUUGCAGGCCGAAGGAGGGGGCUGA
Messenger RNA from Volvox carteri f. nagariensis, 2205 nucleotides. RefSeq lists its product as uncharacterized. Gene Ontology annotation, molecular function: protein binding. The record is from RefSeq and is a predicted model, not a curated record. The transcript has 9 exons. Lineage: Eukaryota; Viridiplantae; Chlorophyta; Chlorophyceae; Chlamydomonadales; Volvocaceae. Bases 1 to 2205 code for a protein of 734 amino acids.